GAUUGGGGGUUCGGAUCAGGAUUUUGGUUAAAGCAUACGCGGUUCUCGGAAGUGGUUUGUGUGUGUGCAGGAUCGCGGAGUGGGAAUACGUGUGCUGUGUUGAUGGCGAAUUGGUUCACGGAUUUAAGGAUAUCAAUCUCAGAGAGCUUGAGCUGAAGGAUAAGAAUCUGGAGAAACCUUUCCUCGUGGACGAAGUCGGUAUUAUAUCACUUCGAAGUGUCUCGUGGUAAAUUAGUCACUACCUACAGUGCUCCUCAUUCAUUAUUCGUUGGUUGAUUGAUUGCCAGAACAUUCAAAAUGCAUAUUUGGGCUGGAUCGGGUUCGGUCAAUGGGAAAGAGACUGUUAGACGAAGAGAGAGAACACCUAUCAAGACUGGCAAGAUUCUCAAGAAGAGAAAGAGUAGUGCCAAAAUUGGAUUGGGACUGGAUGGUUCAUGUUUCACUGAGAAUAUUGCGAAAUCAAGUCCAGGUCCAGAUCCAAGUCCAAGUCCUAGAAGAGACUCGGGAAUAGACUCUGUCAUGGCAUCGGAAUCUGGCUCUGAUGAGUCGAUCAUUACUGUUAUUAAUAUUCCAACUUAUGAUGUUGAGGAAGAUAUGGUUAAGCCUUUAAAUGUUGGAUCGCUUGAUAGUGACGGAAGUCUCAUUGCGAUUGGGAAGACCGUGAGUUAUUUGGAGAUGUCGCGGGGAGAGGAGAUGAAUAAGAAUCUUCAAGAUGAGUUGGAAUAUUCGCCAACCCUAGGUAAGGGGAAGGGGAAGUACAUUGCUUCGAUGGAUAUGGAUGGUUCGAACGGAGAGGAUGCAGAUGACUUUUCUUCGUCGUUCGGAGGUCUCAGUCGUAUGAUGGCGAGUAAUCAUAGGAUGUUCCGAACAAGUAGCGAGAAGGAAGAUCGAGUGAAAGAUUUAGAUAAUAAUGUAUUUGCUAAGAAGGAAUCGGUGGGUACUAGACAUAGUGUUCCAACGGAUCUACCGUCAUCAACAAUCGACGUUACACCUGCCGAAGAUACACAAAAUGAUUGGCACGAAUCUGCAUCUGUUGGAAAAGAAAACGAGCCAGAUUCUUAUGUUACAUCAACUGCUAGCUGUAUCGAUACCGAUAGCUCUAAGAGUGAACAUAAGCUGGAGAGAAUUUUUAGUGUCGACUCGGUAUAUACUUCGGAACCUAGAAUUCCAGAUGGAUGUCUAUCAUAUGAAAUAUCGACUACUACUAAUAAAUCCGAUUACGAGGACAAAAAUGAAAAUAAAUCGGCAUAUUUAUUUGAUGUAGGUUGCGUUCGAGAUUCAAAAACCAAGAAGGAGGAUAAAUAUCUUGAUAUAAAAUUUACUAGUGAAAUCGAUAUCGAUGUGAAGCCCGAAGAGGAGAAAGAGCCAGAAAAAAAGGCCAAAACACCACAUGUGCAACUCUGGGAUGAGAUAUCGAGAUGUGUCGAUAAAGCUCUCGAUGUAUCGCAGGAGAUUAGGCGCAAAGAGAGUAUUCGAGGAUUUUCUCUCAAAGUACCUCAUUUAGUCCUUGAGGCUAAGCAGGGUCUUUGUCGCUCGCCUUUUCCUAGUCGUUCUUGUAAGAGUAGUGAGAUGGUGGGAGAGAUGGGGUCGCUGAAGGAGAGAGAGUUUUGUGUGAGUGGAUUUGAUGAUUGUGGUAUGGGGGAAGGUGGUCUGAUGACAAGUAUUGAGGGAUUAAGCGAGGAUUGCUGGGCUCAUAUGCAAGGGAGGGAUGAUUGUGUGAUUGUGGGUAUGGAAGGGGUUUCAAGUAAUCUUGGGAGUUCGAAAUCGUUGUCUGUGAUGGGGAGGGGGGAGAGAAAUUGUGCUGAGGUUGGGAGGGAGAAGGGUGAGAGUGUGUCAUGUGUAGGUGUUGGUGUUAGUGUGGAUGAGGAAAACUUCACAUUGUCGGAUUCUCCAUGUCGACAACUAAAAAUAGAUAUUUCUGGGGAUGAGAUUGAUGGGGAUUCUUCAAAUCAUAAGGAAACUCGUCAAGACUCGGUUGAACGUGAGAACGAGCGCGAUAUUGCGAAUUCGGAGCGCUUUUCGCCUGUGCAUCAGAGGGUUAUACAGUUGAUGACACCCAAGCAUGGUCGGUACCACACUAUCAGGGAAAAAGCUGGUAAAGCCCCUGCUAGUUAUCGGAUGUUUGAGUCGCAGAUAAAUGGGAAGACUGUGUCGCGUGAAUUGGGGAGCAUUGCUAUGGAGAGAAAAGCUUCGCAAUAUCCUGCGAAAGACAGAGCAUUUUCUCAACCUUGUUGGCCGAAGGAUUUAAAUUGGUUUCAUCAAUGUUCUUCCGGUUCGUUAAGAGCUGGUAACCUUAAGGAUUCUGAUGGGGAUGGAUCGGAAGAAUGGUUGUUGGGAAACGAAAAAUGUAGUGAAAUUGAAGAGGAAAUGGAAAGAUUCUGGAAAGUCAAUUCUGCGGGACCGAUGGCUCGUUUUGGGAAGAUGAUGAUGAAGAUGGAUAGGGAUACGGAGAUUGAGAUUGAGAUUGAGGGAGAUGAAAGGAACCACCUCCCGGUGAUGAAUCGAAAGGGGAAGAUGAAGAUGGCGGAUGUAGGAUCGUGGGAAUUGAUGACGGAUGAAAAUGGCAGGGUUUCGAUGGGUGGCUCACAGGUUAAGUUUCGUGAAGUUCCUACGAUUAUACGGCGUUCGAUGCCCCAAUUAGAUGGUCCUGUUUCGCCACCAUUACUAGCGGUGGAGGCUCCGGCUGGAAGUACUCACUUGCCAUCUCCUCGUAAGAGACUGCAAAAAGUCAAUCGGUCGAAAUCGCCUAGUUUGUUGAAGUCGUCUAGUUCUUCUCUGGGGAAAGUUUUCCAGAGUUCGAGGGUGGAGGGGAUGGAGGGGGAGAUUAGAGAUUUGAGGAGGGAAGUUGAGGAUUUGAGAAAUAUGGUUGGGAGGUUGGAGAGGGAGUUGAAAGGGGUUGUUGAUUUUGGGGGAGAGGAUGUUGACCAGGCUAGAAGGCGGUUGGGGGAUAGAGUGAAGGAUGUGUGGAGUGUGGUUUAUGGGAAGGAUUGGGAGGGCGAGAAAGUUGGCCAGGGAGGAGAGGAUCGGAAAAGCCCAGAGGAGAUGGAGUGGUUGAGAGAGGUUAGGGAGGUGGGGUUAAUGAAAAUUGUGGAGAGAAUGAAGAGGGAGAGAGAUAUGGAGGAGAUUAUGCAUGCAGUGGAUGAGUUCUUAAAGGAAAACCAAGUUGAAUCACUUGAGAAGAAUCUGAUGGUAUCGAGCUCGACGAAUCCUGAGUUUGGGGAUAGGGAUAUUUCUGCUUCGAAAAUUUCGAUGGAAAAAGAAGCGAGUAGGGAAUCGUUGAUUAGUGGGUGCUUGAAAAUAAAUGAAUCUUGUACUGCAAUACAGGAGCGAGAGAUUGGGGGCUUAUCUGCGGAUGAGAUGGGGUUGAAGCAGGAGAUCACAACGCUGGAUAGGCAAAGAUGCGAUUUGAGAGAUUAUAAGAGUGGGAGACGUGAUGGGGGGAUGAUUGGGAGGGAGUCGAAGUUCAUGGAUUCGGAAGUAAAGGAUUGUGAGUUGAUUUCUGAGGUCCCUUUGCUUGCGGGUUGGAUUGGGGUUCGAGAUGAGGGUCAAUCUGGAGGUGGAGAUGAGUGUUCUUUAGAUGUGCAGAAGUCUUCAGAAUUGACGAGUCUUGAAAAUAGAGAAGAGAUGGAGAGGGAGGAAAUGAAGAAAAUGGGGGAGAGUCUGAGAUUAGACGAGAUGGAUGUGGAGGGCAGGAUUGAUGCUGAAAUUCCAGGGGAGGAGGGUAAAGAAAUGAAGACGAGUGUUUUUGCGAAAUUACGUGGAAUUUUUGAUGUAUCGGUGAAAGAAAAUGGAAAUGGAAAGGGGCUGGUAGUGGAAGGAGAGGUGGAGGCAGAAGGAAAGAGAGUGGAAUAUUUGGUUCAAGAUUUAUUGACGAAACAGGAAGGGGAAAGACGGAAGAGGGAGGAGUUGUGGGAGAGGGAACGGAAGGGGGAUAAGAUGGAGAUUCAGAGGCUUGGGGGUGUGGUGGAGGAAUUGAGGGAGUUGGUUUUGAGAGGGGUUGAGAUGGGUAUGGGGAAGGGGAAGGGAGGGGUCUGUGCUGGUGAGAGAAAGAGAUUGGAACAGGAUGAGGAUGAGCAUGAGCAUGAAAUACACGAUUGUGAUAAACCGGGUUGUUGGUGUCGCCCAAGUGGAAGUGGAAGUGGGACAAAGCUUGGAGGGAGAAAAAUUGGGAAGAAACAUGAAUGUGGUGCGAGUAAUGUGGCGAAUAUGAGGGAGAGGGAUGUUUAUGGUGAUGGGGAUGAGGAAUGGGAUUCUGAAGAAAGGAGAAUUGGAAAUGAGAAUGGGAAAGGCUUUUGGGAUUGGGUUGGGGGAGGGAUUUUGUGGAGACAGGACUGAGGAAUGGAUGGGUGGGGGAGGAUUGCAGAGAGAUGUGAAAAAUUGAGAUGAGUGUGGAUUGGCGAUUACAGGUUUAUUGUUCUUUUGGUGUUUUAUUGGCAUUGGUACGAAUAGCAUGGGAUGGUUUAGUAGAAAUCGCGUUUUGGAGGGAGGGGGGCUAUGUAUCUGUUGGUUUGGUAUUUGAUAUGAUGGUGUAUGAUGAAGACGGAGAGAGAGUGAAUAAAGUGUAGGAUGAGAUGGAUGGUUUUGAAUGGUAUGCGAGAGACUUGGGAAAGAGGCACAGGGGAUCGAUUACUAUUGCUAUUAUUAUGAUGGCUGAUUAGAAGAGAGUUUGGAAGAAAAGAAGAGAAGAGUAGAUAUUAGAGAGGAUUAGAUGGGGUGGAGUAGAGUAGAUUAUGGUAGAAUAGAAUAGAAUUAUAAUUGAUGGAUAAAUGAAUAUACAAUAAAAUUAUAAAUUGAUGUUAUGUGUUUGA
Messenger RNA from Botrytis cinerea B05.10, 4808 nucleotides. RefSeq lists its product as hypothetical. The record is from RefSeq and is a predicted model, not a curated record. The coding region runs from base 298 to 4335 and encodes 1345 amino acids. Lineage: Eukaryota; Fungi; Ascomycota; Leotiomycetes; Helotiales; Sclerotiniaceae. The transcript is spliced from 3 exons.